Colius striatus (speckled mousebird) is the source of this 5237-nucleotide messenger RNA. It is a transcript of the gene USP4, whose product is annotated as ubiquitin specific peptidase 4. Bases 300 to 2957 code for a protein of 885 amino acids. NCBI's taxonomy places the organism in Eukaryota, Metazoa, Chordata, Aves, Coliiformes, Coliidae. The transcript is spliced from 22 exons. Gene Ontology annotation, molecular function: cysteine-type deubiquitinase activity. The record is from RefSeq and is a predicted model, not a curated record. Gene Ontology annotation, biological process: protein deubiquitination.
UAACAGGGCUCAACUCUCACUGGAAGGAGAAAAUGGCUGUCUUUUUUAGCCUUGUAUUUUUUUUCCCUUCUGUCAAAAAAUAAGUGGCCUUUAGCAUUUCCUGUGGGUUGCUGCAGCACUGCCAGGCCUGGCUGGCUGGAGGCGAAGCCCAUCUGCCCACCGUGCUGCUAGGAGCUCCCCUGCAUGCCAGACAUGGCCCCAGCACACCACCCCCUGCCUUUAUUUUUCCUGUGAGGUACCUGGUGGACAGCCGUUGGUUCAAGCAGUGGAAGAAAUAUGUGGGCUUCGACAGCUGGGACAUGUUCGGCGCGGGCGAUCCCUGCCUAUUUCCUGGGCCUAUCGACAACUCGGGUCUCUUCGGCGAUCCAGAAACUCAGAUCUUAAAAGAGCACCUCAUUGAUGAGCUGGAUUAUGUAUUGGUUCCCACUGAAGCCUGGAAUAAACUAGUAGCGUGGUAUGGCUGCAUAGAUGGACAGCAGCCUAUUGUGAGAAAAGUAGUGGAAUAUGGUCUGUUUGUGAAGCACUAUAAGGUUGAAGUUUAUCUUCUCGAGCUGAAGCUGUGUGAGUGCAGCGAUCCUGACAACGUAAUUAGCUGUCAUUUCAGCAAAGCAGAUACUGUUGCUACCAUUGAGAAGGAAAUGAGAAAACUAUUUAAUAUCCCAGCAGAGAAGGAAACUAGGUUAUGGAACAGAUAUAUGAGUAACACUUACGAGCAGCUCAGCAAGAUGGAUAGCACUGUGCAAGAUGCAGGGCUCUACCAGGGUCAGGUUGUUCUAAUAGAAGUGAAAAAUGAAGAUGGCACAUGGCCUGGACAGCAUUUCCUGGCAAAAUCAAGCACUGCAACUAGCAGAAACUUUACUACCUCUUCAAAAUCAUCAGCAAGUUCUUAUUCCUCAGUGUCUACCACUUCUGUCAUUACUAACGGUGAUAGCAGUAACUCCUAUGGACUGAACAGCUCCCACCUGGGCAGGGGAGGUUCUGGGUUUGUCUGUAACUCUUACAACUGCAGGGACAGUGCUUCCUUGUCGCAGCCUGGACUCUGUGGACUCAGUAACCUUGGAAACACCUGCUUCAUGAAUUCUGCACUACAGUGUCUGAGCAAUACCCCUCCUCUAACUGACUAUUUCCUGGAAGAUAAAUAUGAAGCUGAAAUAAAUCAGAACAAUCCACUGGGAAUGAGAGGAGAAAUUGCAGAAGCCUAUGCAGAGCUCAUCAAACAGAUUUGGUCUGGGAGACAGUCUCAUGUGGCCCCACGUAUGUUUAAAACACAGGUUGGCCGAUUUGCUCCCCAGUUUUCGGGGUACCAGCAGCAAGAUUCGCAGGAGCUUUUGGCUUUUCUUCUAGAUGGCUUGCAUGAGGAUUUGAACAGAGUGAAGAAGAAGCCCUACUUGGAGCUGAAGGAUGCCAAUGGCAGACCUGAUUCGGAGGUGGCAAAAGAGGCCUGGGAGAAUCACAGGUUGAGGAAUGAUUCUAUCAUUGUGGAUAUUUUUCAUGGUCUAUUCAAAUCCACCCUUGUUUGUCCCAAAUGUUCCAAAGUUUCUGUAACCUUUGAUCCCUUCUGCUACUUAACCCUUCCACUGCCCUUGAGAAGAGAUCGUCUCAUGGAAGUUACUCUGGUAUACGCAGACCCGCAGCGUAGACCUGUUCAGUACCGGGUCGUGGUGCCAAUGAUGGGGGCCAUCUCAGAUCUCUGUGACUCACUCUCCAGACUCUCUGGUGUUCCUGCAGAAAAUAUGGUGGUGACAGAUGUGUAUAAUCAUCGAUUCCACAAAAUCUUCCAAAUGGAUGAAGGUUUAAAUCAUAUCAUGCCAAAAGAUGACAUCUUUGUAUACGAAGUUUGCAAGCCCAGUGAGGAUGGCUCCGAAUACGUUACGCUCUCUGUUUACUUUCGGGAAAAGACAAUGAGGCAAUCCAGCAGUACUUCAGCGACCAUACUCUUUGGUCAGCCACUAUUAAUAUCUGUGCCGAAGCACAAGCUGACUGUGGAUCACUUGUACAGUGUCGUUUUGGAGCAAAUCAGCCGCUACGUGAAGCUCCCUUUGGCAGAGGAAUACUCUACACCCUGCCCAGACAAAGGAACCUGCAAUGGCUCCAGUGGGGUGGUUGAAGGUGACGUUGAAGAGAUGGAGCACCAGGAUGGUGGACAGGAAGCCAGGGAGAAGGUGGCAGAAGUUGAUCCCUGCCACUCUGAGGGCUGUAUGCAGAUUGAGUCAGCAAGAGACCUGCAGCCCUGCAAGAAGCAGCACUUCACUUUUAGCCUCGUGAAUUCCUCCGGGACCUCUGAGAUAAACUCCAUUGUAGAAGGAAAAAUCUUAAAACUGAAUGCUUUUUCUGCAGUUGCUAUUGACUGGGAUUCUGAUACACGGAGACUACUUUAUGAUGAGCAGGAAGCCCAGGCAUUUGAAAAACAUGGAAGUAUGUUACAAGCACAGAAGAAGAAAGCUGUGGUAGCCCUCAGAGACUGCAUAGAGCUCUUCACUACUAUGGAAACACUGGGUGAACAUGACCCAUGGUACUGCCCUAACUGUAAGAAACAUCAACAAGCCACAAAGAAGUUUGACUUGUGGUCUUUACCCAGGAUUUUGGUAGUGCAUUUAAAACGCUUCUCAUACAGCAGAUACUGGAGGGAUAAGCUUGACACCGUUGUGGAAUUCCCUAUCAGGGGUUUAAACAUGUCCGAGUUUGUCUGCGACCCAAGAGCAAGCUCAUAUGUGUAUGACCUCAUUGCAGUUUCCAAUCACUAUGGAGCCAUGGGAGUGGGCCACUAUACUGCCUACGCAAAGAACAAAGUGAAUGACAAGUGGUACUACUUUGAUGACAGCAGCGUCUCCGUGGCUUCAGAAGACCAAAUAGUGACAAAAGCUGCCUAUGUGCUGUUUUAUCAGCGCCGAAACAGUGAGGAACAUACUGCCCCAUCUCGUCCCCAAGAAGAGUGUGACGGCAUGGAUACCAACUAGACAGCACCUCCAGCACUCAUGUUAGUGGGCACUCUCUCAAAGCCAUGCCUGAGGCAUCUGAAAAUUUUUCUUCCUUCUAUAGGAGUCAAGCAGAAAAUCUAGCGCUGAAAGAUUCAGUGCUGGGGGUUGCAGAAUAGCACUGGAGAGCCAGGAAUAGGUGCUGACACUAUUUAGAGGCCAAAAAUAAUAUAUAUUGGAGCUUCAAUAAAGUUCUUUUUAAAAUCUGGCUGAGCUGUGUGGCUAGAGGCUGGGCUGGGCUGUGGGGCUGAGGGUUGUAGCUGAGGUCUGGAGUACAGCCUGAGCUGGAGGCCAGGUCACAGCUGAGCCUUGCAGGAGCCCAUGAAGGAACGUGGUGGGUACGAUUCUGUGAAUCGAUGUCGGGGCUUCCUGCUGGCUCUCUGGUAUUGCUUUUGGGCCCUACCUGUGUCAGGGAGGCUUGCUGCUGCACCCUUUCUGGAAGCUCAGCUCAGAUAUGUCUACAUCUGGCUUGUCUGUUGCAGUCUCUGCCAUUGUACUUUGGUCCCCUUGCUAAGCAGCAGAUGCUUGUCUUGUGUCCUCUCACUGAUGCAUUUGAGGCUUUUCUGGGCAGGUUUGACUCAGCCUUUUUCAUGUGAGCAGUGAACCUGUAAUAUAGGAAACCUGACCAGAAUCAAAUCAUACCUGCCUAUGGUAUGGCACACGUGCAGGCUGAUGUGCACAGUGAUGCAGGAUGCAGCUGCUGUGGCUCCCAUUCUUCUGCAGAGAAAAUAUCAUCCAUAAGGUUGGCCAUUUCUUGUCUUCUCCAUCCAUCUCGUGCACUCCUCACUUCCAGGCUGCUCUGUAAGCACUUUUCUGCCUCCACCCUUUUUCCUAUGGCCUGUGCAAUGGCAGCAUUUUUAUCUUUGUUUGCUCAUUUAUGUAACUCCUCGUAGCUUUUUCUCCAGCAAAGCUCAGCAUUGUGUCCUCAGAGUUGUCACCUGUAAGGCUGACAGCCCAAUUGUGUGAGUUUUCAGCCUUUUCUCUUGCAACCUUUAGACUUGUUUUUUGGACUGUUCUUUCAGCCUUUCUCCUCCUUUGAGUGAUGCUCUUGAAGAUGCCCACCCCAUCAUGUUCUGUGAGGCUGCAGGUGUGACAGUCCUGUCUGAGGUCUCUCUGCUUGAGCUGUUCAGUAAUUGUGCUCCAUCCUUUGAUGCAACUGGCAAAUGCUCCCUCUGCCUUUACUGUCUUGUGUUACUUGUAGGACUCAAGUCUAGCUCUCUCCUUGAGUGAGGACUCCUGUAAGUGCUAGAUCAGGUCACUCCUCAGUGGAGAACUGUUUUUACAUGUGAAAAAUGGGAAAAAUCUAGAGCCUUAGUCUGUGUUUUAGGGACAGAUCUAGAUCAAGGUGGUGAACCAAACAAGAGGGUUGUUUUUUUUUUCUGGGAGCCAAGAAUGUUGCAAGAAGACUAAGACAGGCUCCAGCCCUGCUUUUUUCCCCUCCUCUGAAACACAUGCUUGCAGCCACUCUGUCCUCUGUGCACAGCACUGUGGCUUCACUGCUGACCUUCUCCCAUGGUCAGUUUAACAGUGCUCGGCCAUUAACUGUUACUGCAGCUCUGGGGGCCAAACCCCACAGGAAAUGGCUGUGUGCCUGUCCCUGCACUGCUGCUGUGCUGCAGCCCAGCACAAGCCCAGGGGCCAGCAUGAGGAGGGCUGGCUGUAGCUACACUCUACUGCUGUGAUCCUCCUCUGCAGAGUUUUGCUUUGAAAACAUUGACAUUUGAAUUUUGAGAUCAGAAUUGCUUAAUUGCUUCUGCUGUUAAACUUUUGGGGUGUUUGGGGCUUUUACAACUCUUAAUGUUGUAUUACUGGUUUUCCUUCCUUGUUCCUGAGGGGAGCAUCCAAAAAGCAAUUCCCAAGCUGUAGCACUGCACUGAAUUACUCUGAUCAGCAUUUUCUUUUGUUCAUUUUACCCUGAAUGAAAAUCAUGUGGGCAUUCCCAAACGGGGGAAGAGAGGAAAGGGAGAGGAGUAAAAAGACCUUUUGAAAAGAUAAAUAUCCUUUGUUCUCUUCCUCACCUCCCUACCUGUGCUGAUGCUCAGAAACGCAUCAGUGGGGCUAAAUCUCCGAUGCUGAGAUGCUGAACAGACUGUUGUAAUGCAGAAAAAGUGGCCCAGCUCUUGCUUUCUCUGCGUCUGAGCUGAUGGGCUUCAGCUGCUGUGUGUGUGCUGUAAUAGCAGACUUGUUUUUUAGACUAGCACUUUGUAAGUGGCUGGCUCUAUUGUACAAAGAGGAAAAUUAAAUGAGUGGUUUGCACUGAAA